UUACAGCGAGAAGAAUUUGUAUAAAUACCAAAAGGUUCUGCGUAUUUCUUCAUUAGAGUUUCGGUUUUACUGUAGUGAACAACUCAACUUCAGCAGUCAAGAUGAAACUUUUCCUCGUUGCUUUUGCUGUGAUAGCAGCUGUGGCCGCUGAUGUCGCCAACCUGCCCGUCAAUGAGUACUUGCCCCCUGUGCAGCAGGAUGUCCAGACCGUUGCUCUUCCCAGCAACGAGUAUCUGGCUCCAAUCAACCAGGAGCCAAUCAACCAGGGCUCCCUGGACGUUGAUGGAUACCGUUACAAGACCAACCGUCGCGUUGUUGUCCGCCGCAACCGUCGUGAUGUGAACGAGCUGCCCUCCAACGAGUACCUGCCCCCAGUGCAGAUCAGCCAGCCACUCCCAUCCAACGAGUACUUGCCUCCUGUCCAGAAUGUUGAGCCUGUUCCCGCUCAUGAGUUGGCCGAUGAUGGUUACCGUUACAAGACCCACCGUCGUGUUGUCCUCCGUCGCCACCGUCGUGAUGUGAACGAACUGCCCUCCAACGAGUACCUGCCCCCUGUUGAGGUGUCAGUUCCCUCCAACGAAUACCUCGCUCCAGUCUCCAACGUUGUUGAUGACUCCCAGGGCCAGAUCGCUGUUGAUGGUUACCGUUACAAGACCAACCGCCGUGUUGUUGUUCGCCGCAACCGUCGUGAUGUGAAUGAGCUGCCCUCCAACGAGUACCUGCCCCCAGUGCAGAUCAGCCAGCCACUCCCAUCCAACGAGUACUUGCCUCCUGUCCAGAAUGUUGAGCCUGUUCCCGCUCAUGAGCUGGCCGAUGAUGGUUACCGUUACAAGACCCAACGUCGUGUUGUCCUCCGUCGCCACCGUCGUGAUGUGAACGAACUGCCCUCCAACGAGUACCUGCCCCCUGUUGAGGUGUCAGUUCCUUCCAACGAAUACCUCGCUCCAGUCUCCAACGUUGUUGAUGACUCCCAGGGCCAGAUCGCUGUUGAUGGUUACCGUUACAAGACCAACCGCCGUGUUGUUGUCCGCCGCAACCGUCGUGAUGUGAACGAGCUGCCUUCUAACGAAUACCUGCCCCCAGUGCAGAUCAGCCAGCCACUCCCAUCCAACGAGUACUUGCCUCCUGUCCAGAAUGUUGAGCCUGCUCCCGCUCAUGAGCUGGCCGAUGAUGGUUACCGUUACAAGACCCACCGUCGUGUUGUCCUCCGUCGUCACCGUCGUGAUGUGAGCGAGCUCUCCAACAACUAUCUGCCCCCUCUUGCUGCCCCAUCCAACGACUACUUGCCACCCGUCCAGACCGCUGUCCCUCAAGUCCAGAUCUCUGAGCCUUCCGUCAUAGAUGUCGGUGUGCCAGCUGUCGAGACUGAGGUCGGUCCUGAUGGUUACCGUUACAAGACUAACCGCCGUGUCGUCUACCGUCGUCGUCAUUAAAGCCUCAUCUGAAAUGUUUCACUAAGUGAUCAACUUGUGCUCAUUUUGGAGUGCAAGUUAAAUAAUAUGUAAGAAAAUUUCAUUUUUUCGCUAACGAAAUAAAAUUACUACGAAAAUA
Messenger RNA from Drosophila mojavensis, 1551 nucleotides. RefSeq lists its product as uncharacterized. The transcript has 2 exons. NCBI's taxonomy places the organism in Eukaryota, Metazoa, Arthropoda, Insecta, Diptera, Drosophilidae. The coding region runs from base 102 to 1433 and encodes 443 amino acids. The record is from RefSeq and is a predicted model, not a curated record.